CAGGAAAAACUCUAAAGCCAGCGAAAGCUAUAUAACUAGUAUUCUAGCUAGCUAGGGGUGUCUGCUUCUAGCUUGCUAUGGGAAUCUGCUUCUAGCUAGGGGGGAUUUUCUUCUAGCUAGCUAAGCACAAGUUAAGCACUAGCUAAGCACUAGAGGUGUCUGCUUCUAGUUAGCUAGCUAUAGGGGUACAUGUAUCUGCUUCUGCACUGAAACCUUUCUGCCGAGGUUACACAGCUCCGCUGGCUUAAUCCUUUUCGAUUUUUUACAUGAAGUUGCGUCUAAAAACCCUUUUGGAGCCAAAUUCGACAGAAAUUCGAAUUCCUCUCAUCAAGUUUCAUUGUUCUCCUCCGAGUGAUGCACAUGAGCAUUUCAUCAUUGUUGUUGGUUGUCAAUUGUUGUGCGUGUGAAUCAAAUCUUGACUGCGCCUCUGGUAGUAUCUGAGUUCAUUUGUCUAAUAAGGAGUAGCAGGAGAAGGGUCGGUCCUUGAGCUGGAUUGAUUAGCUAUUGAUUGACUAGCAUCGAAAAGAAAGAGUCGAGUCAGUUUGGAGUUCACUUGGUGCUUCCCCGAAAAACACGAACCAAACAACACCAACAAUUCACAGGUUUGCCACGCCCACAUUCUUGAUUGGAACCAUUGCUUGGAGCAAGAUGUCGCAAAUUGUAGACGAAAAGAAGACAGAGGAUGAAGAGCUCAAUUCAGUCCUCCACGGCCAACCCAAGAGUAACCCCACUUCAUCCACCGAAGCGUCAUUGCUGACGUCCCUGUCAGACAAUUUCAAAACCCAUUUGGACCGCUCCAUGGAGCAAAUUCUGACAGUGAUGCAACAAGAAUCUUCCAAACGAACGGCACUGGAGCAGCGUCUCCAUUCUCAAAUUUUGCUGCAAAAUGAAUUCAUGGUGGCCAUGGAAACCAAGCUCUUGCGCCUCGAAGCCAAAGUGGAGCGCCGUGAAGCGGCCAUUCGACAACAACAGAGUCUUCAUCAACAGCAACACUACCAACAGGCGCAGCGAGGGUACGCAUAUCAUCAGCAUCUGGCAGUGAACCGCCUACCCACCAGCUUUACGACAAUCAAUGAAAAUGUUGAAAUGCAUCCCAGUAAUAAUGGCAGUAGUGGUAGUGGCGACAAUGUGGCGGAGGAUCCUCCCAAUAAUUUGGCCGUCAUUAGUUCCGGUGCCAGUUUGGCAUCGGGAGUCACAGCGGGAAGUUUUCUCAAUGACGAUGGUGAAACGGCGGAUGAUGGCAGCGACAAGGAAUCCGAAGAGGGCACGCAGGAAUCAGAUUCUGGCAACCCAGUGACACACCACGAAGGAAUGGAAGCCAGUAAUCGAGAUCUUACAGCUUCGUCUUCUCAGCAGUCAACCCCCACGCAAGGAUCACGUCCUCCCCGAGUCACGGUGGGCGACAAUCUGGAGUCUAUUCUAUUGAAUCCCAUGAUUGGUGAGACCAACACUUUUGGACUGUCCGUCCGAGCCACACGAGGACAGGACACGGACGGCAAUUCAUCUUUGGCUACCAGCGUGACCAACAGCACCGUCGCCAAUACUGUGGUCACAUCCACUACACGUGGAGACGGGAGUACCGUCAAUGUGAGACGAAUCCUUCCUGACGAGCCAUCCGAAGUAGUCGAAAUGAACACCCCCUCUCGCCGGGGACGAUCUAACGCCCCGCAAGACAGUCGGGAGGAACCUCGCAGUCGAUCACAGAGUCCCCUGACGGUGGCCACACAUGCCAGUGAAACGUUGAGCUUUGCCAGUGCUUCUACGGUAGGAACAUCGAUUCGGUCGACUGUGGCAGUGGCGCCUCGCAGUGUCUAUGGACGUCGGGCCAUGGCAGUCCAUCAUCAGGCCAUGGCGGGCGCCAACUUUCCACCCGAGUCGCGUCCCUUGGCGGAUCGUGUCGUAUCCUUUACGCCGGAUCUGAUUACCAACAACAACUUGCCGACACCACAAUACACUGGAGAACCGGCGGAUUCCAUCACCGUGCCGGACGAAUUGGACAAUUUUUCAGAAGUGGCAGAUACAUUUGCCAACAGCGCUCGGGUGUGGCGGGAAGAGUAUGAAGCCAGGUUGAACGCACUACAGCAACGCUGGACCAGUGAUUGAUUCUUGAAGAUUGAAUCAUUCGUCAUGUUUUAAGGGCAGAAUAGAAGCCACCCGCUUGUCCUUCCAAAAUGAAACUGUUGUAUCUAUUGCUCGCAAACGUGCGAUGUUACCAACAGGUGUUACUACAUGUAUGGUAGUAAGAAGUAACUAUUGGAUAAAAGGCGCUAUGAUGAAGUUGAGGUCCAACUUAGUUACGCUU
Molecule: messenger RNA, 2302 nt
Organism: Seminavis robusta
Lineage: Eukaryota; Bacillariophyta; Bacillariophyceae; Naviculales; Naviculaceae
Source: the annotation of a GenBank genome assembly